CUUUCUGCAAACACAUUUGUAAAGUGUUAUUUCUAUGCACUGUCGCAGCUAUUGUUGUGGCAGUGAAAAGUAAAUAAUUUAGAGGGAAACUGGUAUGUGUCUUUGAAAAGGAGUAUUCCAAUACUUUACUCAGAUUAAAAACGUAAUAUUUGGUUCUAAUUGGUACUGUUUUGUUUCAUUUGGAGCCAAGAACCAGCACUACACGAUGGUUUUUUGGCAGGAUGCUCUCCUGAUUGCUACUUGAAGGGGGUCUUCCAAGAUCGUCUGCCACUCCAAAGAGAAGACCCCACCUUGUCUCUGUGUUACAUUGUGACCUCUCUCUUUAUCACCUUAUGGAGGAGUAGCUCUUGACGGUUUCAUUACAAGCAAUAAAAGAAGACGUGGCACGGAGCAUCUGAGAGGAGAGCAACAACAAGCAAAGAGACAAUGUCAUCCAACAGAAGCCAGAACCCUCAUGGGCUCAAGCAGAUUGGCCUGGACCAGAUCUGGGAUGACCUGCGAGCAGGAAUACAGCAGGUGUACACCAGACAGAGCAUGGCCAAAUCACGAUAUAUGGAACUGUACACACAUGUUUAUAACUACUGUACCAGUGUGCAUCAGUCCAAUCAGGCCCGUGGGGCAGGGCCCCCUCCAUCCAAGCCCUCCAAAAAGGCCCCCACCCCAGGAGGGGCCCAGUUUGUGGGCCUGGAGCUCUACAAGAGACUCAAGGAGUUCCUCAAGAACUACCUGACCAACCUGCUCAAGGACGGAGAAGACCUGAUGGAUGAGAGUGUAUUAAAGUUCUACACACAGCAGUGGGAAGACUACAGAUUCUCCAGCAAAGUGCUGAAUGGUAUCUGUGCCUACCUCAACCGGCACUGGGUCCGCCGCGAGUGUGACGAGGGGCGCAAAGGGAUAUAUGAAAUCUACUCCCUCGCGUUGGUGACAUGGAGAGAAUGCCUUUUCAGACCUUUGAAUAAACAAGUCACAAAUGCUGUAUUGAAGCUCAUUGAGAAGGAACGUAACGGAGAGACCAUCAACACUAGGCUUAUCAGUGGAGUCGUCCAGUCCUAUGUUGAGUUGGGUCUCAAUGAGGAUGAUGCCUUUGCCAAAGGCCCCACGUUGUCAGUCUACAAAGAGUACUUCGAGACUCAGUUCUUGGCGGACACUGAGCGUUUUUACACACGAGAGAGCACAGAGUUCCUGCAACAAAAUCCAGUUACUGAAUACAUGAAAAAGGCUGAGGCGCGUCUGUUGGAGGAGCAGCGGAGGGUGCAGGUGUACCUCCAUGAGAGCACGCAGGACGAGCUGGCCCGCAAGUGUGAGCAGGUGCUCAUCGAGAAGCACCUGGAGAUCUUCCACACAGAGUUCCAGAACCUUCUGGACGCUGACAAAAAUGAAGACCUUGGGCGAAUGUACAAUUUGGUGUCCCGGAUCACUGAUGGAUUGGGAGAGCUGAAGAAACUCCUGGAGACGCACAUAUACAACCAGGGCCUUGCUGCUAUAGAGAAGUGUGGAGAAGCAGCUCUCAAUGAUCCCAAAAUGUAUGUCCAGACCAUCUUAGACGUCCACAAGAAGUAUAAUGCUUUAGUAAUGUCAGCGUUCAACAACGAUGCUGGUUUUGUUGCUGCUCUGGACAAGGCCUGUGGACGCUUCAUAAACAACAAUGCUGUGACCAAGAUGGUGCAGUCAUCCAGCAAAUCCCCAGAGCUCCUGGCUAGAUACUGUGACUCUCUGCUGAAGAAGAGCUCAAAGAACCCAGAGGAGGCAGAGCUAGAAGACACACUAAACCAAGUGAUGGUGGUCUUUAAGUACAUAGAGGACAAAGAUGUGUUCCAGAAGUUCUAUGCCAAGAUGCUGGCUAAGCGGUUAGUCCAUCAGAACAGCGCCAGUGAUGAUGCUGAAGCCAGUAUGAUCUCCAAACUAAAGCAAGCGUGCGGCUUCGAGUACACCUCCAAACUCCAACGCAUGUUCCAGGACAUCGGAGUCAGCAAAGACCUAAAUGAACAAUUUAAAAAGCACCUCACCAACUCUGAGCCUUUGGACUUGGACUUCAGCAUCCAAGUCCUCAGUUCUGGUUCCUGGCCCUUCCAGCAGUCCUGUACAUUUGCCUUGCCCUCUGAGCUGGAGAGGAGUUACCAAAGGUUCACUGCCUUCUACGCCAGCAGACACAGCGGGCGCAAGCUGACCUGGCUCUACCACCUGUCCAAAGGAGAGCUGGUCACCAACUGCUUUAAGAACAGAUACACUCUGCAGGCUUCUACCUUCCAGAUGGCCAUCCUAUUGCAGUACAAUGCUGAGGAUGUCUACACAGUCCAGCAGCUCGCAGACAGCACACAGAUCAAGAUAGACAUUUUGGUGCAGGUGUUGCAAAUCUUGUUGAAGUCUAAAUUGCUGGUCCUGGAGGAUGAGAAUGCAAAUGUGGAUGAAGUAGAGUUCAAACCAGACACCUUAAUAAAACUCUUCCUGGGAUACAAAAACAAAAAACUUCGGGUGAACAUUAACGUGCCAAUGAAGACAGAGCAGAAGCAGGAGCAGGAAACCACUCACAAAAACAUAGAGGAGGACAGGAAACUGUUAAUACAGGCUGCCAUUGUGAGAAUCAUGAAGAUGCGCAAAGUGCUAAAACAUCAGCAACUCCUGGCAGAGGUGCUGAAUCAGCUGUCAUCCAGGUUUAAACCAAGAGUUCCGUCAUCAAGGUAAAUUAUGCCGUAAAUUAGGCCACGUUAGAUGGAAAUUUACCUUAUCCCAGAGGAUUUCUUGGAACCACAUACUGUAAAUGCAACAUCUGCCAUGGUAGGAACGUGCUUGUUUUUGUCUUUCAGAAAUGUAACAAAUCUAUACUCCUGUAAGUUUAUGGA
Messenger RNA from Oncorhynchus nerka (sockeye salmon), 2840 nucleotides. RefSeq names its product cullin-1-like. Gene Ontology annotation, molecular function: ubiquitin protein ligase binding; protein-macromolecule adaptor activity. Gene Ontology annotation, biological process: SCF-dependent proteasomal ubiquitin-dependent protein catabolic process; protein ubiquitination. Lineage: Eukaryota; Metazoa; Chordata; Actinopteri; Salmoniformes; Salmonidae. Gene Ontology annotation, cellular component: SCF ubiquitin ligase complex. The transcript is spliced from 21 exons. The coding region runs from base 427 to 2682 and encodes 751 amino acids. The record is from RefSeq and is a predicted model, not a curated record.